Zea mays is the source of this 1557-nucleotide messenger RNA. RefSeq lists its product as uncharacterized. The transcript is spliced from 5 exons. The coding region runs from base 321 to 1313 and encodes 330 amino acids. The record is from RefSeq and is marked predicted. Gene Ontology annotation, molecular function: catalytic activity. NCBI's taxonomy places the organism in Eukaryota, Viridiplantae, Streptophyta, Magnoliopsida, Poales, Poaceae.
CGCUCGGGCACAAGGAAGGCUGGCUGGUGCAAGUAAAGUAUUAUUACCGCUACCGCCACUUCACCACGCCGUGACAGAACAGAGUGACACUUCCUCCUAGAGUCCUAGCGUUUCGUUUUUAUUACGCGGUGAUGGUGAAUGAUGAGGAGCAUCAUCUGGACUGAAACCACCCCAGGCCCCGACUCCGGCCAAUAACCACGCAACCGCCAAGAUUAGCAGAACCCCAGGAUUAACCAGGCCACCCCCGCGCUCCAGCCUCCCGCGCCCGGGCCGCCCUCGGGCCCUUCCCCCCUCCCCGCGCGAUCGCCGCCGCAGCAUCAAUGCCUCCACCUCCGCCGCCGGCCGCCUGCAGCAGGGGGCGGUGCAGCGCGCUCAGCUUCGCGGCGGCGCGGGACCGCUGCUUCAGCCACCGCUUCCGCAGGGCGGGGCUGCGCCCGCUCGCCGUGCCGCUCCCUGGCCCGGGCCCCGACGCCGACCCGGCCACCACCGUCCACAUGUGGGUGCCCGCGGGCCCGCCGCCGCGGAACCCGCUGCUCCUCCUGCACGGCUUCGGCGCCUCCGCCACGUGGCAGUGGGCGCCCUACCUCCGCCCGCUGAUCGCCGCCGGCUUCGACCCCAUCGUGCCCGACCUCCUCUUCUUCGGCGCCUCCUGCACGCGCCUCCCCGACCGCUCCGACGCCUUCCAGGCCUCCGCCAUCAAGGCCGCCAUGGACGCCAUCGGGGUCCCCAGGUUCGGCCUCGUCGGCGUCAGCUACGGCGGCUUCGUCGCCUACCGGAUGGCCGCCAUGUUCCCUGAGGCGGUCCACCGGGUCGCCCUGGUCUGCGCCGGGGUCUGCCUCGAGGAGAGAGACCUGGCGGAGGGCCUCUUCCCCGUGGCCGGGAUCGGGGAGGCCGCCGCGCUGCUCGUGCCGCACCGCCCGGAGGAGGUGCGCCGCCUAGUCCGCCUCACCUUCGCGCGCCCGCCCCUCAUCAUGCCCUCCUGCUUCCUAUGGGACUACAUCAAGGUGAUGGGCUCUGAUCAUAUCCAGGAGAAGGCUGAGCUGCUAUACGCUUUGAUUAACGGGAGGCAACUCUGUACUCUUCCAAAAUUGACCCAGCCGACGCUUAUAAUCUGGGGAGAGCAAGAUCGGGUGUUCCCAAUGGAGCUGGCUCACAGAUUGAACGGGCAUCUAGAGGGGAAUUCUCGAUUAGUUGUCAUAAAAAAUGCUGGGCACGCGGUCAAUAUCGAGAAGCCCAAGGAAGUGUGCCGGAGCAUCAUUGAGUUCUUCAAGGAGCCUGUCGCUGGAGCUGCAAAUGCGGACGACAAGGUGUAGUAGCUUCCACCAAUGGCGGACGUGGAUAGGUUUUCGCUGGGCAUCGGCAGACGGCACACCCGCUUGUGGAACGCAAACACAAGGCAGAUACGUGGCAUUGUACAUCUACAUCCCUCUGCCAUUGUUCUGAUGUACUUAAAGGGUGUAUGUAGAGUCAUUGCAGUAGCGAUUCAUAAAGCAUGUAACGGGGAACAGAGGGAAACCAUAGUGGCUCAAAUCCGAGUGAAACCACUGUGUUGUUGCC